This is a messenger RNA of Racocetra persica, 157 nucleotides long. The record is from the annotation of a GenBank genome assembly. Lineage: Eukaryota; Fungi; Glomeromycota; Glomeromycetes; Diversisporales; Gigasporaceae.
AUUACGGUAGAAUGUCUUGUAUCAGUGUCAAUUUGUACUAUUGGCAUAAUUUUGGCAGCAGGCCCCUUGAAACCCAUUUUGAUUAAACAUGAGUUAUCAAAAAAGACGAUUGAUGAAAUUGACACACAUCCUUCAUUUAAUACCUUCAAUCAUCGCG